UCUAGGUCUCGCAUUCAUGAAGAUCUGCCUUGUCUCGUAUUGCUGAAUUACGAUCGGCGUCGGCUGGCCGCAACUUUCGCGCUCGACGGAAUGGCUUCCUCAGUUCCUGACCAUGAACGUCGAGUGUCAGCUCCACGAGGUAAGGUCGGAGGCUGGGUGAAGGUCUGCUGCACUACGAAGGCCCCCAUCGUGCUAUGCAUGAUGAAGGUCCGACGCGGGCCAGCCAAUCGCGGCCUACGUGUCCUCCUGCUCAUCUCAAUAGAGCACAUCCUCGACGGCCUUGCGCCGCCGCAACCUCGCUGCCCCAACGCUGCCCAUGACUCAUCGUGCCUGCUUCACACUGUCCUUGGCGUCCUCGAGACCAUGGUAGGCUGGCCUGAGUGCGGCCCUAGUACGUGCACCUCCUUCCCUCACUCCUUCCCCGUGGUCUUUCCCGUCACCCCCAUCACCUCCCUUCGACCACAUACUCACCACUAACACCUCCCCAGCGACCGGCGCCUUCUACUACCCCUCCUCCGUGACCGUCUCUGAGCCCUUCGCCCUCCGCUUCUGCUCGGGCACCUACUUCAAGACCUCCUCCAAGUCUAUCACCCUCGCCAUCAGCGCCGCCGGCGACACCAACCUCGACCGCGCGGUCAUCCUCACCGACGAGCUCACGUCGCCGGACUACAAGACCUAUGACUUUGAGGCGGUCGUGCCGAAGACGAUGUUCACGUUUCCGGAGGAGACGUACUUGAUUGUGGUGGAGAAGACGAAUGAUUAUUAUGUGGUGAGUAGAGCCAC
Molecule: messenger RNA, 783 nt
Organism: Schizophyllum commune H4-8
Lineage: Eukaryota; Fungi; Basidiomycota; Agaricomycetes; Agaricales; Schizophyllaceae
Exons: 2
Coding region: 91-477 (128 amino acids)
Source: RefSeq, a predicted model, not a curated record